Molecule: messenger RNA, 2772 nt
Organism: Ectocarpus siliculosus
Lineage: Eukaryota; Phaeophyceae; Ectocarpales; Ectocarpaceae
Source: the annotation of a GenBank genome assembly
AUGUCGAACGCGACGUAUGACUUGGUGUGGCGAGAGACGAUGGCCGAGCUGAACGAGCAGGUGCACAUCGAGGACAACACGUUAAACGUGGCCGAGGGCGACGAGCCACCGCCGCCUCCCCCGCAAGCCACUAUCAUGGAAGCCUUCCAGCACUUCGCCUGCCUGUACAUCAAGUAUGUGCAGAUCUUCAAGCGCCUGGAGAUGUGCUACGACGCCAUGGUGCACCCGCAGAAGCGAAUAGACGUCAAGAUGGUCCUCGAGCUGGUGAUCCGGCGCGUGCUGGAGCUCAAGCACGAGCUCGUCAAGUGGAACCCGCCCAACGCGGACAUGCGCUUCCCGCCGCCAGCCCCAGAGCAGGCGUUUCCUUGGGACUAUGUCAACCUCGACGACAUCCUCGUCGACCUGAAGCUCUCGCCAGACACGCUCGACGUCGCUGUGCCCAGGUACUUCAAGCAGGACGUCGCGGUCGAGAUCACCGCUCGGGACACGCUCGUCAAGGGCUACAUAAAGCUCAAGCUUAACACCGCCGAUGGGUUACCGCUGGACGACAAAGAGGACCCCGACUCGGCCGCAGGAGAAAUGACACUAGAUAAGGCACUCGAGAUUAUUCAACGGAACGAGCGAGGCCGGCAGGGAAAGCAGAGGGCCCUGCUGUUGAAGGAGCUCAGGGAAGAGGAAAAGAAGAGGCGCAUUUACGACGCGACGGACCAGUUGGAAAUGGACCCGGAGAUCGCCGCCGCAAACAUCCAGCGACUUUUUCGUGGGUCGGCAGCCCGAAGGCGUGCGAGACAAGAGCGCGAGGACGAGAUGAUCUAUAUCGGGAUGAAGCCCGCGGAGAGCACUCUGGACGAGUUGCAGAGGGAGCUGGACAUUGCGUAUCAAAAGCGGAAACAGGAGCAGACGGACAAUAGAGACGCGUACGAGGAGGCUCUGGAGGAUCUUAAGGACGUCGUGCUCGAAGAGGAGGGUCCAGAGAUGCGAGAGAGCCUUCGGGAGGAGCGAACGCUGUGGGUAACGGAUCAGAUCGCGCAGGACAAGUUCCCGGAGGACCUCGAGGCGUUCUACCUUCUCAAGAACCCACCAUCCGAAGAGAAACCUCCGACGGAGGAGGAGGGCGGCGGCAAGAAGGGGAAGGGGAAAGACGCGAAAGGGAAGGGCGACAAAGAGGACAAGGGAAAGGGGAAGGGGAAGGGGGGAAAAGGCGGGAAAGGAGGCAAGGGGAAAAAGGGGGGCAAGGGAGGCGGGGGGGAUCCGGAUGAGCCACCGGAGCUGCCGCCUCCUCUGCAGGGGAAAUCCGAGCUCGCCGAGAAAAUCUUCGCCGAAGUCAAGCACUUCUCUGGCGUAUGGGAGGAUCGCGAUGAGAGCGAUAACUUCGCUCAGAAGCACGACGUUUCCCUCGCGAAGGACAAGAUCCGACCGAGCGUCAUUGAAGAGAUUCGCAAGCAGGUAGACGAGAUGCUGCUGAUGAACCUUCAGAAGAUCAAGAUGCAGGUGGCGAAGCAGGCCGAAAAGAAGGGCGGCAAGAAAGGGGGCAAGGGCGGGGGAAAGAAGGGAGGGAAGGGCGGGAAGAAGGGGGGCAAGAAGGGGAAAGGGGACAAGAAGGGGAAGAAAAAAGGUUUGCCCGGGGACAAGAUCAGUGAGCUUAAGAACAUGGACACGGACCAGAUGCUCUCGUUGUUAGUGGAGAACCGGCUGAUCAGCACCGCGGCGCCUCGGCGGGUGUCGGACUUCGUCGGGGACUUCAACUACCUCGGGAUGAUCCACCAGCACACAGAACGACGGGAAGGCCAGUGGAUACCGCAGGACCCGUCCAUGGCCCAGCUGAGGCAGCUCGUCACCGAGUACUGCAUCCUUCCGGUCGGCUCGAAGCAGCUCAAGGCUUCUUUGAAGCCGGAGCACAACCUGAAAGCGGUCAUGCUGUACGGUCCGGGCGGCGCGGGGAAGACCAUGAUGGUCGAGGCCAUUGCGUCCGAGCUGGGUGCCCUGGUCAUCAACCUCUCCCCGAGCAGGCUGAAGGGGCUAUUCCCGGGGAAAACCGGCCCUACAAAGGCUGUGCACAUGGCCUUCGAGGUCGCGAGGGACGUGUCCAUGGCUCCAGUCGUGAUCUACGUCGACGAGUGCGAACAGAUGUUUGCGGCGGGGGGCAAGAAGGGGAAAGGGGCGGACAAGGAAGGGGCAGCCCGAUUCAAGAAGGAUAUUAUCACCUACAAGAACCAGGCGUUACAACCGGAAGACCGCGUGAUCAUCGUGGGGUGCACCUCCAAGCCGGAAGCCGGGGAUGCCAAGGAGUUCAAAAACUUCUUCCAGAAGUUCCUCUACGUGCCCGCGCCGGACUAUGCCAGCCGGCUCAUGCUGUGGCACCACUUCAUUCGAGAGCGGUUAGAGCAGGGGUCCCAGGGUCACAGCGUCCAGAUCGGUAGCACGGUCGACCUCAGCACCCUGGCACACGUGUCGGAGGGCUACACGGCCGGGUCCAUCUAUCGGUCGGUCAAGACCACGCUCACGCCGCGACGGGUGCACCGCAUCGCCAAGAGGCCUCUCCUCAGCUCCGAGUUUCUGGGGGUGCUAGCCCAGCAGCAGCAGCUCCUCGUGAAAAACGUGCAGGUAUACCAAGACUUUACCGCGAAGAUUACCGGGCUUGAAGAACGGCGGAAGUUGAUCAAGGAUGCCAAGGCCUCAGAGGGCGGCGCGGACGUAGAAAGGCGGGAAGGGGAAGGCCAAGAAAGGCGGCGGCGGAAAGAAGAAGAAAAAGUGACUUCUUUCUUGUCAUAG